AUGGCUCGAGUACUGCGAUUGGCCAUUCUAGAAUGCGAAGCGACUCUGCCCAAGGCCAAGGCCGCCCGUGGCUCAUACGGUGACAUCUUUGAAGAUCUCUUUAGGCUCGGACUCAAAAACCUGGGCGAUGCGGCCGCCGAUGUGCAGCUCCAAGUGAGCAAAUGGGAUGCCAUCAACGGGAAAUAUCCCCAGAAUGAGGACGUAGACGCAAUCGUCAUGACUGGAAGCUACGGCACGGCAUUUGAAGAUGUUCCUUGGAUCGUGGCUCUGGUCGAUUACAUCAAGGACGCCCUGGAAUCUACAGACAAGAAAGUCGUCGGCAUUUGCUUCGGCCACCAGAUCAUCGGCCGCGCACUCGGAGCCGACGUCAACCACAGUCCAGGCGGGUGGGAGCUUUCCGUCGGAAGCAUUGCCCUGAACGAGCAGGGCCAGAAAUUCCUUGGAACUCCGUCGCUGGAGCUGCAUCAGAUGCAUCGCGAUGCCGUCCUCACAGUCCCGUCUGGAGUCACAAACCUCGGCUCUAGCGCUUCAUGUCCCAUUCAGAUUCUCCACAAGCCAGGGCGAGUGCUUUCUUUCCAAGGGCACCCGGAGUUCGACGAGCCCAUCAACGACGAGCUUCUCAACGUGGAGCGCAACACGCUUGGCGAGGAAGCAUUCCAAGACGCCAUCAAGCGUGUCGACCGCCCGCACGACGGAGUGCGUUUGUCUAGCAGGAUCAUCGAGUUCUUUCUCGACAGCGGGAAGUGGAAGAAUGGGGAAGAGUGA
Molecule: messenger RNA, 765 nt
Organism: Trichoderma aggressivum f. europaeum
Lineage: Eukaryota; Fungi; Ascomycota; Sordariomycetes; Hypocreales; Hypocreaceae
Exons: 3
Coding region: 1-765 (254 amino acids)
Cellular component (GO): cytosol; nucleus
Source: RefSeq, a predicted model, not a curated record